UCUUUCAAAAGCCCCGUUGAAUUUGUUUUUAAAAGAUUUUCUGGGUAAAUCAGGAUUUGGAUAGAUGAUUUUUACCUGCUGACAGUAGCCGGUGGCCGACUUGUAGUCAUCUGGUCAAUCGCACCCCCACCCCCCGCUUCCAAGAGCCACUUGUCAUCCGUGCUUACUUGCUGGGACGUCACGCGGCCAGUCUGCACUCGCAGUACGAGCGAAUCCUAAGGGGAAGUCAGGCUGCGAGUUAAACGGUUGGAAACUUCCAACCUUUAUGGAAUGUUUCAUUCAAUGGGAGUGAAUAGAAGGCGAAAGAGACACGAGAAGACGUUCUUAGACAUAAGUUUAUAAGGCACUUCCGUGCUAUUCUUAAAAUCAAGUGAAGUAUGCGUGGAUAUAUAUAGGCUAUAUGGAUAUUUCUGUCUCCCUGGAGGGAUAUUGUCUUACUGAAACGACGUAGGCUGGUCUGAGGAGUGACAUUUCAGGUGAUAUUGGAGAGGAACUCCAGAGCGCCCCCUAACUGAGAGCCAUAACAGAGCGUCGGAGAAAGCCUGGCGUUAUUCAGUCAAAAUCUGCACGAUUCAUGUUGUAACUGUUUGACAUUGUUUAGCCGAAUUAAACAGAGGAGGAAUCCGCGGACCAUGCACCGCUGAGAAGAGGAGAGGCCCCGUGGCCCUUUUGCGUGGUGGUGGAAGCGUCGUCACGGAGACCCCGGCGGACGGCGCGGCUCCGAUGGAGCGCCAGGAGGGGUCCGAGGACGGGAGCAAGGCGAGCCGCAGCGACGGCGAGGAGGAGAAGUCGCCCAGCUACAGCUGCGGGAUCUGCGGCAAGGGCUUCCCCUUCCAGAGCUCGCUCUCGCAGCACAUGCGCAAGCACACGGGCGCCCGGCCCUACAAGUGCCCCUACUGCCACCACAGGGCCUCCCAGAAGGGCAACCUCAAGGUUCACAUCCGCAGCCACAAGAUCGCCACCCUGAGCCACGGCUACAAGGAGGAGGAGGAGGAGGUGGAGGCGGGGCUCGCCGAGCUGGGGGAGGGGCAGGUGGGGGAGGGGCUGGACGGCGGCUGCACCAGCCCGACCAAGAGCGCGUCCGCCUGCAACGGGGCGGCCGGAGGGGGCGGGGCCAGGGAGGACCGGGCCAAGACCCUGAUGAGGAGCGUCAAGAGGGGGAAGGGCGAGGCCGGCGCGUCGGCGUUCCGCUGCUCCGUCUGCGGGAGGAGCAUGGGGAGCCGGGCGGAGCUGGAGCAGCACGCGCAGGCCUGCCGGCGGCCGUACCGCUGCCGCCUGUGCGGCUACGAGACCCAGAGGGAGGACCAGCUCCUCAGCCACGUGGAGAAGGCCCACAUCACCGUGGACGGCUCGGCGGCCGAGGGCGAGGUCGGGCCGGACGAGGGCGGGGAGGGGGAGGGCGAGGGCGAGGUCGAGGGGGAAGGCGAGGGCGAAGGUGCUGAGGGCGAGUUCCCCUGCGAGGUGUGCGGCCAGCUCUUCACCCAGGCCUGGUUCCUGAAGGCGCACAUGAAGAAGCACCUGGGCACCUUCGAGCACGGCUGCCGCGUGUGCGGGCGCCGCUUCCGCGAGGCCUGGUUCCUCAAGAACCACAUGAAGACCCACGGGGCCCGGGCCGGGGGGCGGGCGACCCGGCAGCGGCCCGACCCGGAGCACGCCGCCACCAUCAACGACGUGGCCCAGGACGAGGCGCCCGGAGCGGGCGUGGCCUGCCUCUACCAGCUCUGCUCCAGGUGCGGGAACCUCUUCCACGACCGGGAGAACCUGAGGGCCCACGAAAGGGUCCACAGCCAGACCCACCCCCCCGCGCCGGGCGCCAGGCAACAGGGCCGCGGGAAGCACGGCGGCAACGACGACGACUCGGACGCACCCGCCACCAAGAGGCGCUUCAUGGAGCAUCUGGGCCUCGUGCCCGUGGGGCUCAAAGGCCCCUCGGCCCAGAGGACGCUGGGAAGGCGCAUCCCGGAGCUGGACCCGGUGUGCAGCUACCAGGCCUGGCAGCUGGCCACCCGGGGCAGGGUGGUGGAGGCGGCGGAGAACGGGCGGGGCCUGGGCUGGGACGAGGCGCUGGCGGACGCCGACGUGGCGUACGACCGGGACAGGGGCGAGUACGUCCUGGUGGGGCAGGAGAAGCGCCGGCGGGAGGCGGAGCCGCACGGCGCGGGUGGGAAGAGGCGGGGCAGCGCGGGCCACACCCCCCAGAUCGGCGGUCACCGGGGCGGCGAGAGGCUCGGCCACGCCUCCUCCUCGGGCGACGUCAGCCCCGACAGCCUGAGCGACUCGGAGUACCGCCCCCCGUCCCGCCAGGGCCGCCGCUCCUCCCGCAGCAAGUCCGCCGAGUGCUUCGAGUGCGGCAAGACCUUCCGCUCCCACCAGCAGAUGGCGCUGCACCUGCGCGUGCACCGCAGGGAGGGGCGGGGCGCCGGCGAGGGCGGGGCCGGGGGCGCGGCCCGCUGGGGUUCGGUCAGCGAGGCGGAGUCCGGAUCUGCCAGCCCGGGCUCGCCCCCAUCCUCUGCCCAGGGAGAGGACGGGACAGGGGAGAGAGGCCAGCUCACCUCCACUGAUGAAAAGCCAUACGUUUGCAACCUCUGUGACUUUGCGACAGCUGACUCCGCCUUCUUCGCGUCACACAUUCAAAGCCACCAGGAGGACGCGCGGAACACCCCCGCUCCAGGCUCUAAAGCGCACGUGGCAAAUUCGACAGGAAACGACGCAGAGAGAGGAAGCCAUAGCACUUACUCAAAACUGAGGAAAGCCCUCCUUCAGCAGCCGAUUCGCCAUUCUGCCCUCUGCUCCCGCCCCGAGGAGAUCCCGUGGACCAAUCAGAACUUGCCAGACGACCAAACGCCCGAGAGCCACUCCCCAAAUGGGUCUCGCCCAGCUCCCCUGAAUCUGUCUGUCCAAUCAGAAGGCUGGAGAAACGGGCCCUCCUCGCUGCUGAAGGACGGGCUGGUCAGACACCGGUGCUCGUACUGCUCGUACGUCACGUACUACCCCGAGGUGCUGUGGAUGCACCAGACCGUGUCCCACAAGGUCAACAGCAGCGCCCUGGCGCCCAAAUGGGCCGUGAGGACCAGCCUGAAGGCCCCUAAGGAGGGCCUGGCUUUCCCCAGACGCACGGGGCCCCCGCCGGUACUGGGGGGGAAGGACUGCCCCGCCCUCCCCUCCACCCUGACCCCCCGCACACGCCCGCCAGCGCCCGGCAUCGCCAGGCGGGACAAGGCCGGCGCGACCGGCUGCAGUCAGCCCGGCACCUCCCAGGCCAGGGCCCCGCCCCCGGCCGUAAGACCGGCCCCCGGCCCCAGCCCCGCCCCCAGCCCGACGGCCGUCAGGAACCACAGAGCCCCCAAGCGCAAGGCAGAGGAGUCCCCGCAGAGCCGGCCGCGGGUGGAGAUCUACGCCAAGGUGCCGUCGGCCGGGGCCUUGGAGAAGAGCGCGGGGGUGCCUCAGAGGCCUCCCCCCGGCUCCAAAACGGGGGGCCAGCCGGGGGACAGGUACCUGCUGCCCCAGGAGGGCCUGGGCUUCAUGCUGUCCACCAAACACGGCCUGUCGGAGCACGUUAGGGGACGGGCGUCCCCCCUGCCCCAGCUGCCCCCGCACCUCUCCCAGGGCAGGACUAAGACCCGCAGCCCGCAGGCGCCGCUGCCGGCCCGACAGGCGGCCGCCGACCCCUGGGCGGCGGAGGGCAUCGUUGGGAGCGGGUACGGGUCCUCCCAGUCGCUCUGGAGCCCCGUCCCAGCCCCCCGGGCCCAGCACGCCGAGCCCAAGCAGGAGCCCACGGGCGAGGCCCCCGACACUCCCUCCGACAUCCUCAGCUUCCUGAAGAACUGCAACUCCCAUGACCUCGCUACCCUCUACCACCGCUGGGGCUCCACCAAUCCCCUGCUGGAUCACACGGGGGCGCUCAGGUCACUGGUGCGGCAGGGAGACUACAUCUGUCGGGAGUGCGGGAAGAGCUUCAGUCAGCCCAGCCACCUCCGCACGCACAUGAGGUCCCACACAGGCGAGAGACCGUUCCGGUGCCAGCUCUGCCCAUACAGCGCUUCUCAGAAAGGGAACCUAAAGACCCACGUCAUGUGCGUGCACGGCGUCCCCUUCGACAACGCCCAGUACCCCGACGGGAGGGCCCGCCCGCCCGGGGGCAGCGACCUCGCCCGCCACCACGAGGACCGGGACCGCCCGGGCGACCGGGACUGCCCCCUCCCACCCGAGAGCACCGCCCUGGACCGGGAGGCGGACGCUCUGACCGUAACAACCAGACAAAUAAGGAACCCGGCCAACUGAGCACAGCCAGGCCGCUCGCACGCGGGGCCUGGUCCCCGGCCCCUGGGAUGACCGGAGUCACAUUUUCCACCUGCUUUUGCCCUGAGGACGUGAGACAAAUUAAACCUUUAUCAAGGGUCCGAGGAACAAUGACACUGUGAAAUGGAUCACUGCUUAGAGAUCACAUGACCCGAGUUUGGGGUAUUGCUCUGCUAUUUUUCUAGUCCCUCUCUCUCUCUCUUCUUUCCCCCUCCCCUCUUUUUCUAGAUUACAGAUAUUCACGCGAGGCAGGACACGAAACCAAACACCUCAGAUAGCAACCCCAAAAAACACUAGCCCUCCCAGACCGGGGCGUGGCACGUGUUUACACGGACGGCUGUGAUGCUUCGGCCGCUGUGUUUUUGAUUCGCCAAGGAUUUUACCAAACUUGAAAAGCCAUCAGACCAGUUCACACCCGACGUGGAACUUUGCGAAAUUUGCUUUUAAUUUUUUCAGAAAACAAAUUAAACUUCUGCUUUAAGAGCACCUGCUUGAAUUUGAAAAACAAUGUGCUCAUCGCUGUGAACACGUUCUCUCAGAGGGAAGGGUGACACCAAACUCUCGUUUAGGUCCGGUGGCCGUUUUAGAAUGAGAGUGUGUUUGCCUUUUUUUUCUUUUUUUUUUUUUGCUGUGACUAAAAAAGAUUUGGAGCAAAUGGGUCCGACCCUGCAAAACUAAACAUUGAUUUAUUAGAAAAUAUUAAUGUGGACUGGCUCACUAUAGCUUUCCCAUUUUCUCAGGACAUGAUUCACUGAUGCUUUUUCUGUUUGUGUAUUUCCCUCAAUUAAUUCCCUGCUAUUUGACAUGCAUUUGAUUGGCUUGGGAACUCUCACUGAAUCAUAAAAUGUGAAAUCCAAAAUUUAAGGAAUAUAUUUUAAUAAUGCUGCACACAAUAGAACAGAUUUUUUUUGUUGCUGCUUUUGUGUAUGUAAUUUAAUGCAUAUGUUGCAACUGCAUAAUUCGUAGCAUAUUGAAGAAGCAAUAACAGAUGUAUUUUGACAGGCGACAUAUUUUGCGAUAUAUUUCAUAAUAUAUUCCUUAUAUUAUCGAUUUCAUGUGCUACCAGAUACAAUUGAAUAUGAAGAUUUUUUCAUGAGGGAAAUACAUACUGUUUACCUCAGAGACAUGUGAGUACUUAAAGCCAUGUGGUAUAUGCAAUGAUAAGACCACCGUAGUGGUAUUUAUUUUACAGUUAUCUUGUACCUGUUGUUGUCUAGUAAUAUCAGGUAGCACAUGCAGCAUCGGGUUAAUGCAUUACGGAAAACGACAUGCCUUGAGACAGACGGUGCGAGAGAGGAACUGACCAAUUAAAUUAUUUUUUAAUAAAAGCGUUAUGAGCUACUUUUGAGCUCCACAAAUGUAUGAUAACAAAUGAAAAAAAUUCCAAGCAUGCAAAUAUCUUUAUAUAUAUUUUGAGACAUCGGUAGUUUUUACAUGUACAAUGAUGAUAUAGUUUCUGUAUCACUUGGGUAACUGUGUAGAUACAGUAUGUGUAUGCUUUCAUACAGGUGUGCUUACAGUACAAAAAAUGAAAAUUAUGCACUUGUAACUGUGUAUAUUUACAUACCGGAUGGUAUGAACUGAUUUAACAAUUUUGCUAUUGUUAUUGAUUAAGUACAUUAUUUACCAUAGACUUAUUCUAGCUUGUUGUUAUGACUUACUGGCCUUGUGCUGACUAAGCAGAAACAGAGAGAGGGUGAUGUCUUCUCCUCUUUCUGUCUAACCAAACCCUUUACAGCAUCAGAUACCAAACAGUUGUUGGUAAGCCUCGGUGCACUUAAGAUAUGAUAUUGCUUUAAUAUUUAUUGUGUUUCGCUUGCGUUUGGUGAGGUGAAAGGGGUGUGAGUGCUUAACUAACAAAAUUUCAGCUUUCAUUAUUUCAUUUUCUUUUCCAUACCCAAGUACUUUGAAUAUAAUUUCUAAUGUGGGCAUUUUGUGUGAGAGGUUCAUUAAAAUGUGCAUUUUUAGAAACCCAAUUUGAAGAGGUAGAUCUAUGAAUAAAUUACACUUGAUUGCUAUGUAUUAAUGGAAGAUUAUAUACAUAUAUAUAUAUAUAUAUAUGUGUAUAUAUAUAUAUAUAUAUAUAUAUAUAUAUAUAUAUACAUAUAUAUAUACACAUACACACGACAGUCAGUGUACUAAAGACUUGCCUUUUUUACUGACUGAAAUACAUUAACCUCUGCAUGCACACUUUACAUUUAAGAUUUACAUCUGACUCUUGGCUCCAACCUCUAUGGAGCAUUGAUUUUUCUGAAUAUACAUGAUUAGAAUUUGUAUGCUGUCUAAAACAUUCCAUUAACCAUUCCCGGCUGAAACCAACGGCAAAUAAUCACAUCUGAGACAAAAUUACUACAUCCAUAAAUCAAUAACAUAUAAUUAACGUAUCUGAGACAAAAAAAAACAGAAAGAGCGAAAGAAGAAAAGGCGCAGUGCUUAGACAGUGUCAGCCAACGGAGCUGGUUUAUGGGUGUGCGGUAUACUCGACCAGGAUACGCGUACGUCUUUCUUACAGAAUUCCCAGAUACAAGGGGACUGUACAACAGCAGCUAGUCUCUGAUGUCUCCUCUAUAGAUAGGGUUUGUUCAGUUGUAGGCAAGGUGGCAUUCCAAAGAACCUGGCUAGGUUUAUUAUAUUUUAGAUUUUUUUGUGCGUGUGCGCGUGUUUCAGAGAAAUUUUGUAUUGAUUUGAUUUUAGUUCUUUGCUAGCUAAUAGUAUUUAAAACUGUAUUUUUUCUUUUUUGUAAUAAUUAUCAUGUCGUAAUGGAUCAGCAUAAAUGCAACACCAUCAUUUUCUUUUUUAUUAUAACAUUCUGCAAUUUCCACCUGACAAACUGUUACCAAUAAGAACUUCUCUACCUCUCCUGAUACUCCUGAUUCUCAUGUCUGAACAGUUGUUUUGUAUGUGGUUCCAAUGGCAAUGUAAUUUCCACAUUAAAAGAUGAAUAAGAGCCUU
Molecule: messenger RNA, 7251 nt
Organism: Anguilla anguilla (European eel)
Lineage: Eukaryota; Metazoa; Chordata; Actinopteri; Anguilliformes; Anguillidae
Gene: znf516
Product: zinc finger protein 516
Exons: 5
Coding region: 724-4281 (1185 amino acids)
Biological process (GO): regulation of DNA-templated transcription
Cellular component (GO): nucleus
Molecular function (GO): DNA-binding transcription factor activity, RNA polymerase II-specific; RNA polymerase II cis-regulatory region sequence-specific DNA binding
Source: RefSeq, a predicted model, not a curated record